AUGUCCUUUGGCAAUCACCUAACUUUCAACAUUUCCAAGGCGUCACCAACAACCUCAACUACAAACGCCACAACCACAUCGUUUCCGGGAUCGUUGCAACCUAAUACUCACGUUUCUUCUGUUGAUGUUCUAUCUGCUUCCCUAACGGAUGCAAAGCUGCCACACGCACAUAUUGUGGCUCAUCAGGAGCAGCAUGACACUUCGCCACGAAUUAAAGCGGCUACACCUACAACAGGUAUCAGCGGCAUCAAUUCAGCAGCUGUUUCUACUGUGGAAUCAUCAGAAGCUUCAAAGGACAGAGAGGAGCUUCUUCAAAUAUGGGGCAAGUAUGAUGUUGAGAAUCAAAAGAAUGAUGAGCAGGUGUCCUUGAGUGCGGAAGAAACGGAAGAUGCAGAUUCUUUAGAGGAGAAAAUGAAGCAGUUUCAUAUGGGCCCGUCUAACAAAACCGAAAUUGAUCAUGUUAAUAUGGAUCCGAGUGAGAAGACACCGCAAGAAGCCAACUUUUCGAGAUCUGACUCGAGCGAACAUAUUCAGAACAUCGGCAAUUUCCAGAGUAAAUCGAAUGAUCUGUGCAACCCUUCUGAUACCACUAAUAAUACUCAGUCCACAUUAUCUGUUGAAGUACAGACAACAUCAUGUGAGCCUGCUAAAGACGAAAGCAAUGGAUCGGAAGCACAGACGGAGUUGGACUCUAAUUUAAACGAAGAAGCAUCUCUUGAAUCUUCAGGAUCAGGAAACAACGCUAAGAUUAAAGAAAAAUCUCCGUCUCCGUCUGUGGUUGAAUAUAUGGGAGUACAACCGCUUGAAAUUCCAGGUGCAUCUGAGUCAAAACCCAUUGAAGGAAACCUCUUAUCUAUGGAUUCCAGUGAGCCUAUCGUUGAGCUUAAGCUCGAACAAUCUAAUUGCCCGCCUCCUACUAGAGCUCGCCCUAAGAGAAACAAUUCUGUCUCUCGCAUUAGUCCAGCUGUGAAUCCAGAAGAGCAAUACCAGCAGUCACAUAAGCCUUUUGACUUUCAAAUAUUCCUCACACAGCUCAAAAAGAAAAGCGCAGAUCCCUUGGUGCGAUACAUUCGCUCGUUUCUUGUUUCUUUCUCUCGUCAAUCUGGAAGUAUGACAGCUCCUCAAAUGAUAAAAGCAGUUAGUCAUUUCAAAGAAUUCAUGAACGAAAAAUUUCACGAGUAUGAACCUUUUGCAUCCAUGGAUGCUGUCGACUUGGAAAAUUCAGGUGAAGGUGUUGAAAAAUUGAUAAUGAACCGCUUGUACGAGUUUUGUUUCUCUCCAGAAGCCAUCAAGAAGUUUGGAAGAAACGUGUCUGCCACAGUUCUUGAUGAUGUACAUGAAGACUAUCAAUUCAUGAUGCAAAUUGAGAAAUUUAGCUGGAUUCUGGGUGUUCAUUUGGAUGUUGAUUUGGAUGCAAUAACACAAAGUAAACGGGAGAGAAAUUCUGAAUCGAUCGAUUACAUGGAUUAUGCCAUCAAUGAGCUUAAUAAGAUAAACAAGUUUCGUGCCCCAAGGGAUAAAAUCAUUUGCAUUUUGAAUGCUUGCAAGAUUAUAUUUAGUUUUUUACGAGUCAGCAAUCAGGAAACUAACGCAGACUCAUUCAUUCCCAUUCUCAUUCUUGUGAUCAUAAGGGCAAAAACGGAAAACUUGAUUAGCAAUUUGCACUACAUUGAACGUUACAGAGGUGAAGAGUGGUUAAAUCAUGGAGAAACUAGUUACUACUUGUCAUCCAUGCAAGGUGCCAUCUCUUUCAUCCAGAAUAUAAAGUUUCAAGAUUUGACUAUUAGUCAAGAUGAAUAUGAUGCUAACAUGGAGGCAUGGGACGCUGAACUUAGGCAAAGAGGGCCUCCAAUUAUUCGUCCCGAACCUCUCCAUCCAGGAGAAGCGUCAACAAAUAUUCAGCAAUCACUUUCACCUUCUAAUGUAAUUUUAGCCGGAGCAGAGAUGUUUACUAAGUCUUUGUCUAACUUUAUGUCUCCUACUCCACUGGAAAGUGCUCCACAGAAUCCUGAACCUCGCUCAGAAUCAGGACCCCCACAUCUAGUUUCUGAUGAGCAGGUUGAGAAAACUUUGAAUCAGUUGACAGAGAUAUUCCCUAAUCUCGAUAGAGCUGUGCUCAGGGAUGUAAUUGUUUUGAAGAAGGCGGACUUUGAUUCUUCUUUGGAUGCAUGUCUUCAAUUGUGUAAUGAUGACUAA
Molecule: messenger RNA, 2196 nt
Organism: Clavispora lusitaniae ATCC 42720
Lineage: Eukaryota; Fungi; Ascomycota; Pichiomycetes; Serinales; Metschnikowiaceae
Product: guanine nucleotide exchange factor
Biological process (GO): vesicle-mediated transport
Cellular component (GO): cytosol; endocytic vesicle
Molecular function (GO): small GTPase binding; guanyl-nucleotide exchange factor activity
Source: RefSeq, a predicted model, not a curated record